CCCAGGCCGCAGUCCCUCAGCGCGCUCUGCGCUCUCCCGUGCCCCCUCCCUGGGACCCUGGAGCGGGAGGGCGGCCGGGCCAGACCUGGCCCAGUUGUUGGGGAGGGGGGCGUGAAAGUAAUGGCUGCUGGGGGAGACUGCGGUUGGAGGGUGUGGAGUGGGGUUGCUUGAGAUUAAUUGUUGGAAACGGGCACAGAAGCUUGGCACUGUGGGUUUGGGCAAAAGCAUGGGUGCGAUGUGGCUGCAAGAGCCGAGUUGGUGCCCCGAAGAGACGGCGUUGGCCUAGCUCAGGGCACAAGGCAGGGGGGCUCAGUCUACAUUUGUGGAAGGAAGGAGCGAGUGAAAAUAACUAUGGAAAGUGGGACAGCGAAUUCAUGGGAAUCAUAUACUUCCCGAAGGGUGCGGGAGAGGGUUCUGAUUAAGAAGGGUGCCGAACAAAUCAGUCUGAAAGUGUCCAAGGAGGAAGCUGGGUCGCAGGACAUAGACCAAGAAUUGAAGGCGGAUCCAUGGAACCCAGCGAAAUGCCUGCUGCCAGUCACUGCCCUUCAGACUCUGCCCCAAAGAGUGAGACUAGAGCCCCCCAGGGCAUGGAGCUUAUCCCCAGGAGAGCUGUCAGUCGCUCUCCAACCUGCGCCCGCUGCCGCAACCACGGUGUCACUGCCCACCUCAAGGGCCACAAGCGCCUAUGUCUCUUUCAGGCUUGCGAAUGUCACAAAUGUGUUCUCAUCCUGGAGCGCCGAAGGGUCAUGGCUGCCCAGGUGGCCUUGCGUAGGCAGCAGGAGGCACAACUGAAGAGACACCUGGCUCAGGGACUGACAAGGAGAGGAGCAGCCCCUCCCAAAGCUCCCAACCGUGUCAAGAAGGGAGCUAUGCAACCGGGCAUCCCCUCUGGAAAGGAGAACAUAGCACUCCAGCCUCAGACCCCCCAUGGGGCAGGCCCACUGGCAUUGACACCUGCUGGGAAGGACAAUUCCUGUGGGCCUCUUCUGCUCAGCUGUCCCCCAGAAGCCUUGCCUUUGCCCUGGACUCCAGUGCCUGCAGGCCCUUGGGCCCCUGGACACUGGUUGCCUCCAGGCCUUUCCAUGCCACCCCCAGUGGUAUGCCGCUUACUAUGCCGAGAACCUGCUGUCCCUCUGCAUCCCUUCCCUGGCUUUGACCCUGGCACCUCCCUUCGGCUGCCCACUCAUGGUACCCUCUCAACCUGCCCAGGAUCUUGCCCAGUACUGACAGCUCCUCUUUCUGGAGAGCCCCAAGGACCCUCAAGCCUGCCCCGCACAUGUUCAACUCUGAUACUUCAGUCCUGUGGCACACCAGACCCUCUUCUGCUACAGCCACAGGGCUCUGGAACCUCUCGCCUGACCUGGGCAUCUGCUUCAGAACAACAAUUGCAGCAGGAGGCAGCCGAGGCCCUUGUGGGACUGAAAGAUUCAUCCCAGGCUCCCCGCCUGACCCCUUCUGUAGCCCCCAGCCCUGCCUGGAUCUCCCUGCUCCACCCCUGUGGCCCACCAGCUCCUGCUGGAGGAAGAGGAUUCCAGCCUGUUGGCACUUCUCUCAGACCCAGCCCAACCCCCUCUGUCGCUCUGCAUAUUGGGCGACUGGGAUCCAUCUCCCUCCUGAGCUAGAAGCCCAGACAUAGAGGCUGCCUCACUGGGCAGGGAGGCCAUAGCCUACAGGCACUGCAUAUGUGUAUUUUAUUUAUAGAUUUAUGCAUGGAAUUCAAUGCAGUAUAAGCGUCAGGCUUUUUUUUUUUUUUAAAUCUUUCAAUUCCUUUGUCCUGUGUGCAUUUCCUUGGCCAAAGAUGGAUAUUUUGUAUCCCACCUUGGAGUCUGGGACCUUUUUAAAUCCUCAACAAAGAGAGAGGUGUGCAGUUUAAGCUGACUAGUAUCCAAAUGCGUUUGCAUGAGUUCACGUUCCAGGGUAUUUAUCCAACACACGAUCCUAUACAUACCUAUGCACUCAUGUCUGUCUCUAGGUAUGUGAAAACAGGAGAGAGUUUUCAUUUCAUGUUUAGGUUUGUGUGAAUAACGAAGAAAUAAACCUUUGUUGUUUUAAGCC
Molecule: messenger RNA, 2055 nt
Organism: Tupaia belangeri chinensis (Chinese tree shrew)
Lineage: Eukaryota; Metazoa; Chordata; Mammalia; Scandentia; Tupaiidae
Gene: DMRTC2
Product: DMRT like family C2
Exons: 9
Coding region: 507-1622 (371 amino acids)
Biological process (GO): regulation of DNA-templated transcription
Cellular component (GO): nucleus
Molecular function (GO): sequence-specific DNA binding
Source: RefSeq, a predicted model, not a curated record